Messenger RNA from Salvia miltiorrhiza (redroot sage), 1871 nucleotides. RefSeq lists its product as uncharacterized. The transcript has 2 exons. The coding region runs from base 401 to 1690 and encodes 429 amino acids. Lineage: Eukaryota; Viridiplantae; Streptophyta; Magnoliopsida; Lamiales; Lamiaceae. The record is from RefSeq and is a predicted model, not a curated record.
CUCCAUAAAAUUCCCAAAAUUCAUAAACGUGAAGCUGGAGUCUUUUGGAGAGAUAUUUCUUGGAGAUUGACGUGUUUGGAAUACGCUUAAUCGAUUACGUCUCUGCAAAAUCCAAAAUCUGUUACUGAAUUUCAAGCUUCACGAACACAAAAAUCUCUGAAAAAUCUUCUUUGUGUAGUGAUUCCUCUAUUUCUAGGGUUUCCGUUUUCCAUUUUUUUUUUUUAAUCUUUUCUGUGGAGGAUUCUGAAAUCGGUCGCGUAAUAGAUCUAUUUUGAUCGAGAUUCUUUUUUUCAAGGGGUAUUUCGAUCGAGAUUCUAGUUUCUGGUUUUCUUUUCUUCUUUUAAUUCUUCCCCUCUUUUACUUGUAAUUUAUUGAGAAAAAGUCGCAUCGAUCGACUGUAAUGAACGAACAAGGAGCAUUGAUGAACCAACAGCAGCAGCAACUGAUGAACAUGAAUCAGAGUCUGUUGAAUGCGGGUCAAAUGAAUCCUCAGAUGGCUCCGAUGAAUCGGAGCUACGGAAUGUGGGGGCCUCAGCAGCAGUUUCAAAACCCUAAUAUGAGCUCGGACGCCAUGAAACCUCCGCGUGCAGCCUUCAAUAAGUCGUUAGGUCCUCGUCGUAAUUGGAAUGGCAAAAGGGUAAAUAAGCCGAUCGAUAAACGGAGAAUAGAGCAGCAGCAGCAAUCUUUAGUUGGUGGAAUUGGUGGUGGGAAUUUGAAUUUUAGGAACUAUAACCCUCCGACAUUGAAUGAACUGCAACAUCAGAAUCGGGUGAGGGCGAGGAAAACUUUCCCAAAAAAGAAGUUCAACAAGAACAUGAGUACGAAUAUGGGUGGUAAUGGUGGUAGGUCUGCCCCAUUUGCACCUAGGAACACCACAUCCUUUCUGAUUAGAGCGAAGAAAAGUGGUGGGAUAACAUCGGUGGUUUCUCCAUUCCCAGUGACCCCGUCUGUGUUGCCGACGCCAAUCUUGUCCCCUUCUACUGAAGUUUUGGGGAACAUGGCCAAGGAAGAGUGGGGGGUGGAUGGUUAUGGGUCGAUGAAGGGGCUGAUAAGGCUGAGAUCUCUCGGGCAAGAAGACGAGGAGGAAGAUGAGGGCGAGUCAAGUGAGAGCGAUGUUGAGGAGCAUGUCGAGGUGGAGAGGAGGCUGGACCAUGAUUUGAGUAGGUUUGAGAUGAUCUAUGAUCCAAACAGUGGCAAUGCUAUGACGCAUCACAAUGCAUUGGAAAAUCGGGUGGAUGAUCAGGAUAGUCACAUAGCACAACUUGAGGAGGAGAACUUGAAUCUCAAGGAGAGGCUGUUCUUGAUGGAGGGGGAGUUGGGGGAUCUGAGGAGGAGGUUGCUGUUGCUAGAAAGGCGGGGAGGGCGAGUAGAUGACACUGGCGAGGAGGAGGUUGUUGAGAAUGAGUCUGAAAAUGAGAGAGAGAGCUAUACACAUUCAACAGGGGAGAAUGGUGAAGGAGAUAGGUCUGAGGUUAGUGGUGGAUUUGAAGCAGUAGAAACUAGAGAGAGAUGUUGCGUGGAAGGGAGAUUACAAAUUGAAGAUGAAGGGAUGAAGAUGAUUGAUAAAGAUGAUGAUAGAUAUAGUAAUGCCAAUGAUUCAAUUGAAGCAGAUAAGUCUGCUGCAACAGAAAGUGUUGAUGAUGAAUCCUGCAAACUUGUGGUUGAAACAGAAGAGAAACUUGGUUGUUAGGCUAUGCUGGUUUUCUUGUUCUUUCUCUGGCAGAGUGGAGAGAGAGAGAGAGAUGUAAUUAGGCUUUUCAUUAGACAGUGUGACUAUGUAGUGAAACUGUUACUGCUUAAGCAUUUAGAAUAUGGUGUUAUAUGAGUAUUUUGUUUUUUAUUUAUCAUAACUACAAUGCAGAUUUACUUUA